AUGGCUCUGCUGUGGCUGCUGGGCUGCCUGGUGCUGGCAGGAGCUGCCCGCACCGCCGACUCCCUGCCCAAGGUGGGUGAAUGUGCCCCCCCGGAUGUGGGGGUGUGGCCCCAGGAUGUGCAGCAGGUGCAGGAGCUGGCGGCUCUCUGCUACCGCCACGAUGUGCCCAUGGUGCCCUUCGGCACUGGCACGGGCCUUGAGGGCGGCGUCAAUGCCGUGCAGGGCGGCGUGUGCUUCGACCUGAGCCGCAUGGACCGCAUCUCGGAGCUGCGUGUCGAGGACUUCGCGGUGGCAGUGGAGCCUGGUGUGACGCGCAAGACCCUCAACAGCUACCUGCGCUCCAGCGGGCUCUGGUUCCCCAUUGACCCAGGAGCGGAUGCCUCGCUGUGUGGCAUGGCUGCCACGGGCGCCUCGGGCACGAACGCUGUGCGCUACGGCACCAUGAAGUCCAACGUGCUCAAUCUGCGCGUGGUACUGCCAGACGGGCGCCUGCUCCACACGGCUGGGGAAGGCCGCCACUUCAGGAAGAGCGCAGCUGGCUAUGACCUGACCUCGCUCUUCGUGGGCUCCGAAGGCACCCUGGGCUUCCUGACGCAGGCUACGCUGCGCCUGCACCCCGUCCCUGAGGCCGUGGUGGCGGCUGUCAGCGCCUUCCCCAGCGUCCGCGCAGCUGUGGACU
Messenger RNA from Tinamus guttatus (white-throated tinamou), 679 nucleotides. NCBI's taxonomy places the organism in Eukaryota, Metazoa, Chordata, Aves, Tinamiformes, Tinamidae. The record is from RefSeq and is a predicted model, not a curated record.